AUGUCGCUAGCACCGAGUUCGCCUCGGCUACCAAGCCCGCCGCCCGCGGCUGAGAUCCAGAUCGGUCCCAAGUCGCCGUCUGGCGGCCCAGCAGCCAGUCCCCAAACAACACCACAGGAGCAGACACAGCUUGAUGCGAGUUCUAGACGGCGGAUACACCCAGGCACAAAGGCAGCAGACAUGGCUGCCGGGCCUCCUUUGAUACCCUUACAUGAGCUCGACUCUGCCUUCCAGCUCCAAGAACACCUAGCCGCCCUCCACUGCUACCAUACCGCCUCCAACACCCAACCAAUCACUCGCGCAACGGCACUGCAGCUUGCGCAACCCCCAAGCGGCAUCGAUCGAACCAUCUGGCUCUACGAGCUCUGCCGCUUCCUCAUCUCCCAGUGCAACUCUCUUAUCGUCGGCUUCCUCUUCGACACCCCGCCAUGCAGUGCAAACACGUGCCCCGAGAUGCGCGCUUCCGAGUGGCAGUUCCUCUGCGCCGUACACGAGCAGCCCAAGAGCUGCUGCGCCAUUGACUACUGCUGUCAUACCCUCGACUGGGCUGCCAACGUCGUCACCGACCAGAAGAUCUUUCCUAGCCGCUUCGUCGUCCUCAGUGACAAUCAUAGCAAGAACGUCGGCAUAAAGAACCUGGUCAACGUGUUCCGCAGGCUGCACCGCAUAUUCGCCCAUGCAUGGUUCCAGCACCGCGGCGUAUUCUGGUCCGUUGAGGCCCAAACCGGGCUCUAUGUCUUCUUCAAGACGGUUUGCGACCUGUAUGAUCUCUUGCCUGCUGAGAACUACAAGCUACCGCCCGAGGCAGAAGGCUUGGAGACUCCUCAGCUAGAACACGAGAUUGAGAAGCCCACACCUACCAUUCUGAAACCUCCAUCCCAGCAGCGCGGGCCUGGUCCUGAAGACGACAAUAUGCAUCCCAUGAGGACAAACACCCGGCGCCAUAUAAGGAGCAGCCCAUCAACAGGCAGCGCUGUGACAACCGUCAUGGAGGCGGAGGAGGAGGAACCUGACGGAGUUUCACGCAAGCUCCGAGACAUGCACAUCACGGCCCCUUCACCAGUCGAAGAGGAGCCUGAAGUAGCUGAAGUCCCUGUUAUUGUCGAGCAGUCCGCUAUGCCACAGGCCUCGUCUGAAUCCCACGAGCAACCGGCUGAAGAAGAGGACGAGGAGGAUGAUGCCGACCUGACAAUUGUGGAACCGGCCGUGGAGCCACCGGAGCAAGAUGCUGAAAAGGGCACCAAACCUCAAACCACUGAAGCUGAGUCAAGCCCACAACCAGCAGUGCCCGAAGAAAACCAAAAGAAGGACACAUCCCAGGAGUCUUUGACGGAGGAAAACGCUUCCGCGCCAGCGGAGACAGCGGUUGAGGAGCAAGGUUCUGCUUCUCAAGUUGCCCCUGAGUCUACCGGUGACAACCAACAGACACAGCCAGAGACUUCCACAUCUGCUAUCACAGUGUCGGAAAAGGAGACCAAGGAGGAUGAGGCAUGA
Fusarium keratoplasticum is the source of this 1494-nucleotide messenger RNA. RefSeq lists its product as uncharacterized. Lineage: Eukaryota; Fungi; Ascomycota; Sordariomycetes; Hypocreales; Nectriaceae. Gene Ontology annotation, cellular component: cytoplasm. The record is from RefSeq and is a predicted model, not a curated record. The transcript has 2 exons. The coding region runs from base 1 to 1494 and encodes 497 amino acids.